This is a messenger RNA of Nanorana parkeri, 4265 nucleotides long. It is a transcript of the gene MCF2L, whose product is annotated as MCF.2 cell line derived transforming sequence like. Lineage: Eukaryota; Metazoa; Chordata; Amphibia; Anura; Dicroglossidae. The record is from RefSeq and is a predicted model, not a curated record. The transcript is spliced from 32 exons. Gene Ontology annotation, biological process: intracellular signal transduction; positive regulation of Rho protein signal transduction. Bases 1 to 3645 code for a protein of 1214 amino acids. Gene Ontology annotation, molecular function: protein binding; guanyl-nucleotide exchange factor activity. Gene Ontology annotation, cellular component: cytoplasm; extrinsic component of membrane.
AUGACUGACUGCUGGAGCAUCUUCCUCUGUCGGGAACUCGGAAGUAGCAUCUGUUUAGCUACAGAGAGAUCCUCCUGUGAUGAUGAGGCAGAAGAGAAUUAUCACCAGGUGGUGGUGUCUGAUGUCAUCCAACUUAUCCCUGAUGAUCAGCCUGUGCUGGAGAUACAAACAGAUGACAUCAUGCAUCAGGACACCUUCCCAAUGUGUGCAGCAGAAAUUGAGGAUCAGCUGAAGCAGCAGUUUGCCUAUUUGUCAGGUGGAAGGGGAGAAAAUGGGUGUCCUGUCAUCACUUUCCCAGAAUACCCUGCAUUCAGCGAGAUCCCAGAGAUGGAGUUUCAGAAUGUACUGACGUAUCUAACAAGUGUUCCCAGUUUACAAGAUGCAGGAAUUGGAUUUAUUUUAGUCAUUGACCGGAGGCUGGACAAAUGGACAUCUGUGAAAGCAUCAAUAUUAAGGAUUGCGGCCUCAUUCCCAGGGAACCUGCAGCUUGUCAUUGUUUUGCGUCCUGCAGGAUUCUUCCAUCGCACCCUGGCAGAUAUUGCCUUGAAAUUGAACAAAGAUGACUUUAAAAUGAAGGUACCGAUCAUAAUGCUGAAUUCAGCCGCAGAAUUACAGAGCUACAUCGACAAGACACAGCUUACACGAGACCUAGGUGGCACACUGGAUUAUUGCCAUACAAACUGGCUUUUACAUAGGACGGCUAUAGAAAGUUUUGCUCUAAUGGUGAAGCAGACUGCACAGACGCUGCAGGUGUUUGGAACAGAGUUGGCUGAGACAGAGCUCCCUAAUGAUGUAUCAACAACCAAUGCUCUUCUAGCUGUGCACACUGAGAAGAAAGACAAGAUGAAGCAUGAUCUGAGGCUGGCUUUGAAACAGGGUAGUGACAUCUUAGAGCAGAUCAAGCAACCUGUUAAAGAAAAUCCAGAAUACAAGAUGAAUCAAGACCAACAGGACAACCAGACAACUGUGGAGAGGCUUAUCAUACAGCUUAAUGAAACAGAAACCGCUUUUGAUGAAUUUUGGUCUAAACACCAACUAAAACUUGAACAGUGCUUGCAACUUCGGCAUUUUGAGAUGAAAUUUCGAGAGAUCAAGGCUGCUUUGGACAGUAUCUCUGAGAGGUCAACCGCAUACAGUGAUGUGGGGAAUAGCUGCUCACAUGUAGAACACAUCCUGAAGGAUCUCUGCAACUUUGAGGAAAAAUCCCAGGAGGUGAUACAGUCUGCACAAGCAUUAGCAAGAGAAGGUGACCAUCUCAUCCUAAGCAAUCACUACGCAGUGGAUUCCAUCCUUCCAAAAUGCAAUGAGCUUCAUCACUUGUGCGGCAGCAUCAGCAGUCACAUCCAGCAGAGAAGGGAAUACCUUUACAAAUCUUUAGAUCUGCAUCGACGCCUAGAGAAGACAAUGGAAUGGUGUGAUGAAGGUAUUUACUUACUGGCUUCUCAACCGGUGGACAAGUUCCAGUCUCAGGAUGGGGCAGAAUCAGCACUGCAAGAGAUAGAAAGGUUCCUUGAAAGUGGCACUGAAAACAUCAUAAAGGACUUGCCUGUUGUUUUCGCACAAUAUGAAGCAAUUUUCACAGCGGAGUUACAGGAACAUGUCAAUAAAGUGUUCCAGAAGCAGCAAAGUAUGCAAGAAAUGUUUGAGAAGCGGAAAGGAAGCCUUAGAAAACUAGCAGCUAAACAGACCCGGCCUGUGCAGCCUGUAGCGCCUAGACCAGAAGCCUUUGCCAAAUCCCCCAAUUCUUCUCCAGGUCUCCAGAGGGCUUCUGAGCACAGAGCUAGUCCCGAAACUGUUCUUCAAAGAAGGAUGCACUACCGGAGAACAAAGAGUGAGGUGGAUGGUCCACUCAGGAGUUGUUCAGUGAUGGAGGAUGAAGAAAAUCUGGCUGUAUUAAGAAGGCAUGUAAUGAAUGAGCUCAUUGAGACAGAAAGAGUUUACGUUGAAGAACUUCUGUCUGUUCUUGAGGGUUAUGCAGCUGUUAUGGAGAACCCCUUAAUGAUGCACCUACUCUCACCACUGCUGCACAAUAAGAAGGAGGUCUUGUUUGGCAAUAUGGAAGAGAUCUACCACUUCCAUAACAGGAUAUUUUUGCGAGAAUUGGAAAAUUACAUUGACUAUCCAGAGCUAGUAGGAAGAUGUUUUCUUGAAAGGAUGGAAGAUUUCCAGAUAUAUGAGAAGUACUGCCAGAACAAGCCCAGGUCAGAGAGUCUGUGGCGCCAGUGCUCAGAUGCAGCUUUUUUCCAGGAAUGCCAGAGGAAGUUGGAUCACAAGCUUAGUCUGGACUCUUACUUACUGAAGCCUGUACAAAGGAUAACAAAGUACCAGCUUUUACUGAAGGAAAUGCUGAAGUACAGUAAGAACUGUGAAGGAGCUGAAGAUCUGCAGGAAGCUUUGGCUUCUAUUCUUGGUAUACUCAAGGCUGUCAAUGACUCCAUGCACCAGAUAGCCAUCACCGGUUAUGAGGGAAACCUUAAUGAUCUUGGGAAACUUCUGAUGCAAGGCUCUUUCAGUGUGUGGACUGAGCAUAAAAAAGGCCAUUCCAAAGUAAAGGACCUGGCAAGGUUUAAGCCAAUGCAGAGACACUUGUUUCUGCAUGAGAAGGCCGUGCUGUUCUGCAAGAAGAGGGAAGAGAAUGGGGAGGGCUAUGAGAAGGCCCCCUCUUAUAGCUUCAAACAUUCCUUAAAUAUGGCAAGUGUCGGAAUAACCGAGACUGUAAAAGGGGACAGCAAGAAAUUUGAAAUCUCUUACAAUUUAAGAGAAGAAGUUUACAUUGUUCAGGCCCCAACACCUGAAAUAAAGGCUACCUGGGUAUCUCAAAUUAGAAAGGUAUUGACUAGCCAGCUAGAAGCAUGCAGAGCCAGCCAGCACAAAUCAGUUGAGCAGACCAAUAGUUCUCCUCUACCCACUCUGUCUAGCACCAGUCCUCUGAGAAGUAAAUCAGGAAAGAUUAAAAAGCUGGAAGAGAGAAAAAAUGAGCCCUUAAGUCCUGAAUCUUCUUCAGUAACAUUACCAAAGUACCUUGAGAAAGGUAAAGAUGGCACAGUUACUAGCCCUACCUCAGAAUCUUCUGCAGUUUCAAAAAAGCGCUUCACUUUGCAGGGUUUUCCUAACCUCAAAACUCAGAAAGCUUCCCCUACCAGCCCUGACAAAAAAACUAAACGUCAUGAAGUAAAGAGUGACCCAACUCCAUUUGGUUUAAGAGGUUGGAACAGAACAUCACAGUCACUGGAUGCUUCAGAAGAAAAUAAUGAUGGAUGGUCCAGUGGGGAAGAUCCAAUUAAUUCUUCUGAUGCUGAGGAAGAAGGAGGAGAAACAGUGGAUAAAAAGUUGUGCCCUGGGAAAUAUACAGUAGUGGCGGAUUAUGGAAAGAAUGGUUCAGAUGAGCUUCUGGUGAGAAGUGGAGAUACAGUUCAGCUUAUACGUGAAGAGGAGGAGGGAAUGUGGUUUGUGAAGAAUCUGAGUACCAACAAAGAAGGAUUAGUGCCUGCCAGCAAUCUUAUGACUCUCAUUGGGACUUCCAAGUCAGUACAUUCUCUCAGUAGUUCAGAGUCAGGAACUGCUUCAAGCACUUUAAGCACCUCAUCGAGUUGCAGCGAAAGCUGUAAUGCCAGUAGCACCAGCUUUUCAGAUAUCAAGGGCUGAACGUCAACAAAGUAUGAACAAGGCAGGAAUGACCCAGUUGGCUAAGUCCAGACUGCAAAUCGAACGAGAAGAACUAGGAGGAAAGAUGCCUGGCAGAGGUCUGAAAAUGAAGAUGAAUACCUGUCCCACCAAAUAGGCACAAAGUGCCUUUAUACCUCUCCCUGCCCAGUUGCAUGCAAGCAAUCCAAGCCAAUUAAUAUGGUAGUAAAGGAGGUAUGAUGUUACGUGCCAGAGUGACUAAAGGGGUCGAACACUGCACUUUCUGUAUUUGACAUUCAGUUUACACAACUGAAAUCAGUGUUUACGCCAUCAACAUUUCACCUUCUAGUGGUGAAAACCAUCACCGCUGCAGGACGCGUCUCAGUGUGACAUCAAAUAUGGAUGGUGCUUUAGCUCCACAUUCCAAGACAGUGCACUGUCUGCAAGUGCAUCCAGUUAUUCACAUGCAGGUGCAAAAUGAAUCUGUAAAGACUAUUAUACUUUGUACUUUUUUUUACAGUGUUGAUUAGAUGUUUUGUGACUCAAUUUUUAAAAAAAGAAAAAAAAACUGUCAGUUUUACAUGGCACGGGAAUUUGAUACAAAAUUAUUUUUUUCCAUACUUCAGAAGCAAGCCUUUGUA